Phlebotomus papatasi is the source of this 1025-nucleotide messenger RNA. Its product is annotated as mitochondrial GTPase 1. The transcript has a single exon. Gene Ontology annotation, molecular function: GTP binding; GTPase activity. The record is from RefSeq and is a predicted model, not a curated record. NCBI's taxonomy places the organism in Eukaryota, Metazoa, Arthropoda, Insecta, Diptera, Psychodidae. Gene Ontology annotation, cellular component: mitochondrion. The coding region runs from base 34 to 972 and encodes 312 amino acids.
AAGUGAGGUUAGUUUGAAGAAAAAAGAACGGAAAUGGCUCAGGCUUUCCGGCAGGCAUUUCCACUCAUCCGAAAGGAUACUCUGCAUUGGUUUCCAGGACACAUGGGCAAGGGUCUGAGGCAGAUGCAGCAGAAACUAAAAUCCGUUGACUGCGUGAUUGAGAUUCACGAUGCUAGGAUUCCACUUUCAGGCCGCAAUGAAGACUUCCGGUACACAAUUCGGGGAGUAAAGCCGCAUAUUCUAGUGAUGAACAAGAAGGACUUGAUACCCCGUGGCAGUGCCUCAAAGAUCGUGGAGAGAAUUAAGGAUUCCGAUGACUGUGAGCAUGUUUUGUUUACAAAUUGCAAGGAUCAGCAGUGCGAAGGUGUGAGGAAAUUGCUUCCGCUGGCCAAGAAGCUCAUUGUCAACUCCAACAGAUACCAUAGAUCGGAACUUGGUGAGUUCUGUAUUAUGAUAAUUGGGGUGCCGAAUGUGGGCAAAUCGUCUCUGGUGAACAUUUUGCGGAAUAAACAUCUGCACAAGAAAUCCGCUUCUGCUGUUGGUGCUGUUCCGGGAAUCACAAGAACUGUCCUCAAUCGCAUCAAAAUAUCUGCCAACCCGCCAAUUUUCGUCCUCGAUACCCCGGGAAUCCUGACGCCAAAGAUUGGGAACAAUGAGACUGGACUCAAGUUGGCUCUUUGUGGCUGUCUGCAGGAUCACUUGGUGGGUCCUGUGGUCAUAGCAGACUACCUCCUGUUCCGCUUCAAUCUCGAAGAGGAUUUCCGUUACGUGGAAUUCAUGGGACUAGAGAAGCCUUCCGAUAACAUCAUUGAAGUUUUAACUGCCGGAGCUAAAAUGCUCAAUAAAUCCCUGAAAGUCAAGACAGUGAUGGGGGAGAUCAGCAUCCGGCCGGACAUUGAAACUGCUGCCCAUUACCUGCUAAAAGCAUUCAGGAAAGGAGAAUUUGGACCCAAGAUGUUAGACAAAUUGUAGAGAAUCUUUUUUUUGCACUUUUUAUUAGGAAUAAAAUUACUCAAUACACUACA